AUGCAGGUGUUCGGGGAGUGGGCUCAAGUUGAGGUGGUGGAACUAGUCAACGAUGGGUCAGGGCUGGCGUUCGGUAUCGUUGGCGGGAGGUCGUCCGGCGUCGUGGUGAAGAGCGUUCUACCAGGAGGAGUUGCUGAUCGGGAUGGCAGGCUACGUAGUGGAGACAUGCUCCUGCGCAUCGGAGCGGUGUGCGUGGUGGGGAUGUGUGCGCGGCAAGCGGCCGCCGUACUGCGACAGUGUGGCGCGUGUGUUCGUCUGUUAGUUGCUAGACCCGCCCAUAGUAACACCUUACAGCCUACGAUACAAUCUCUAGGUGCAUCUCAAGCACCGAUCGUACCAUCACGGCUGUUAGCAGAUCCUAUAGAACUGGAGCGUGGUUUGGCUGAAGCAGGUCAUGAUGGGUUUGGGGCUCUCAGUGAAGACACAACACCACCGUCCCCACCACCUACUAUCAUUGAAGAACGGCUGCACCAUCGACCAGUGGCAUCUAUCGUGGCAGUGGUACCACGAGGAGCUUUAGCGCCUUCACCGCGACCGCCGCCUCUUAUCAUCACCUCAGAGCCCCAACCACCACCGAUGAGGUUACCGUUAGAUAUGGCGGUCAGAGGGACUGGAGAGCCAGAAACGUUGAGCUAUGAAGUAGAGCUGAAUAAGGACUCUGCGCUUGGGCUCGGUAUCACUGUGGCGGGCUAUGUUUGUGAACAAGAGGAACUGAGUGGUAUAUUCGUGAAGAGUAUCAGCGCUGGAAGCUCAGCGGACUUGUGCGGGAAGAUUCAAGUAAACGAUCGAAUUGUAGAGGUUGACGGAGUAUCUCUACAUGGGGUUACGAACCACAGGGCGGUCGCUCUACUUCGUGACGCCAGGGGACCCAUUGUUCGAUUAAAAGCUUUGAGGUAUCUGCGUGGCGCGGGGUUUGAAAGACUGCAAAAGGCGCUCGCGGCGCAAGACGGACGUAGGUCACCGAUAGCCCCCCCUAGCCCUUCUGUUACAUCGCUUGCCAAAUAUAGUUUUAGUGUGUACGACGAAUCAACAGUCAUAGAAGCAGAGCCAGAAUCAGAAGUCGAUCGUCAUCUGCCGUCCCCGACAUCCCCGUCCGACGAAGCCGAGAUAGUCAUCGGUCGGGACGACGAUAUAUCGGAACGUGAGAUACGACGAAUACAGGAUAAAUGGCGGGACAUAUUGCGGGACGAACCCGACUGGCCGGGACAUCAAUUUCAAUAUGAUAUUAUUGUCGGCACUAUAAUGAAAGGGAAAGACAGUGGGCUAGGUAUUUCCCUCGAAGGCACAGUGCGAGUGGUCGCCGGGAAAGAAGUGCAGGCCCGUCAUUACAUCAGAGCGAUCGCGCCCAACAGUCCUGUUGCUAAGCUGGCCUUGUAUAAAGUGGGAGAUGAGUUGUUAGAGGUUAACGGCUGGCGCGUACUAGGAGCGCAUCACGUAGAGGUGGUGACGAGACUGCGCGCGGUCAAGUCGCCGGUACUGUUGGUGGUCGUGAGAAAGCGAAGCGAUGCAGACAUACGGCUCGAUUCUAGCUUUUCGAGGAGUGGGGUAGUGGGGGGUAGUUUACAGGACCUGCUAGCGCCACCACAACGACUGAUUAAGGCGAAAUCGGAGAGUUCGGUCGCGUCUCUGUGCAGUGCUGCUACCGUGCUAUCCGCGGGACAUGAUCACGAUGAAUUUUGUUCAGAUGAUCUGGAAAGGAACAGGUCGAGGUCGUUGGAACCGCUGAGUGGUCUGGCGAUGUGGAGUGAUCAAGUUGAAUAUAUUCAGCUGCAAAAAGAAGAUAGAGGCUUAGGGUUUUCGAUAUUGGACUAUUUGGAUCCAUCCGAGCCUGGUAGCUCAGUGAUCGUGGUGCGGUCGGUGGUGCGCGGCGGCGCGGCGGCGCGCGACGGCCGCCUGGCGCCCGGCGACCGCCUCGUGUCCGUCAACGGGCUGGACGUGUCGAGGAGUCCACUGGCUGUCGCAGUGAGAGCUAUUAAAAGUGCACCUAAAGGAGUCGUUACAAUCGGCAUCGCAAAGCCACUCCCUUGUAGCACAGUGGUCGGGGGCGAGAAGGCGAAUGGACACAGCAUGCAAAGUAGUCAGGAAUGUAUAAACUCGCUGGCAUCAGACGAUCACACUGGAAUGGAUUCCUUUCAUGAAUGCUUACAAGAAUAUGGUGAAGGUUUGGAAGUAGUGCAAAUAUGUUUAGAGCCUGAAGAGUCGUCUAUAAAAGAUGAGGAGUUAUCUGUUUUAGCUGACAUAAGCUAUGACGAUUGCAAAAAAGACGGUUUAAAUAGAAAUGGUGAAAUUGCUACAGAUAUUAAACUUGAAGCAGAAAAAGUUAACGGUGUAGCAGAUUUAAAAUCGUCAAAAUCAGACGAGUCUUUGGACGAUGAUAUGACUAUGACAGAAGAUGAUGUUUUGCUCGGUCCUAGAGAACUAACUAUUAGAAGCAAGUCAGCUGAUAGAAAGGGGGCAGAUGAAAGAACGUUAUCAAAACAGCAAAGUAAAGAUCUUUCAACUUCAGACGAAAUGGUUUUUGCUGUAACGCCAACUGGCUUAGAGAGAAUUAGCUUCGAAAAAUAUUGGAAAGAAUGUGAUAUAAACAAAGAUAAAACAAAAAGUGACGAAAGUUGGAAGGAAUCUAUUAAUUCACCGACGGACGAUACCGCGAGUUUUUACGAUGCAACCGCAAGAGUUUCCGUCCAGGAACAAAACAAUCUGUUGUAUAUCGAUCAUGAAAUCGAUGGUUACGAAACAUGUCUCGACGACGAUCCAUCUGUAAAGUUUACGAAAAACAACGGUCAUAAAAUCAACGGAGAUAGCGAGAUCAAAGAGUUAGAUAAACACGAUAAAAUAGCCAUUAGAAACAAAGACAGAGAUACUUGUGCCAAAAGUAUUAACGAUCAGAACACUGCCAAUGCCGUGGACGAAGUGUCGUCUUAUGGCCGACCUUACGUGGAAGAACAUAUAAUUAAGCAAAUGCAAUCAUUGAGAAUAGAACCUAUAAAUGUAAACAUAGGAACAAAGAAAUUAAAAAAGAAAAGUCCGACCAAACCGUCCAAAAGCGAACGACGUUGCGUCGAAUACUAUAACGACCAAGCCGAAUGCUUAAAAGAGAUCAGACAGAAAGAACUUGAAAAAGAAGUAAAGAAUAAAGAAGAGAAGAUAACUAUAGAGAAUAAAAGUUGUAAGAAAAUGGAGAAGAAAUUUCUUAAAAAGCAAGAAAAAGAACCAAGCGAAGAUUCCGAUAUGGAUCCUAAUUACGUAGCAGGUUGUCAUAAAUGCUUUUUAGAGAACUACGCGUACGAAUUAACUAAAGCCUAUAUACAAGAAGCUACAGAUUGUAAAUACUGUGAUGUUCUGAGAGACAUGUUAGAUGUGCCAAAAAUAUUAUCAAAUAGAAGAGGCUCAGCACCAGCGUUGGUAAAUUUAGAUAGUCCUGGAUCCGACACAGAAGAUGAAUACUUUCUAUCAGUUCCUAGUUCAAAAGACAGAAGAAGAUCCACUGGCCCAUUAAAAUUUCCUGUAUCUUCUAGAAGAUCUAGG
Messenger RNA from Brenthis ino (lesser marbled fritillary), 3528 nucleotides. The record is from the annotation of a GenBank genome assembly. Lineage: Eukaryota; Metazoa; Arthropoda; Insecta; Lepidoptera; Nymphalidae.